Pseudo-nitzschia multistriata is the source of this 2588-nucleotide messenger RNA. The record is from the annotation of a GenBank genome assembly. Lineage: Eukaryota; Bacillariophyta; Bacillariophyceae; Bacillariales; Bacillariaceae.
CGUUCUUUUCGGUACGAGUACCUACGGAGUCAAAAAGAAUAAUCCUUUUGCGAGUGGUGUCAUUCUCAAAAAUACAGACUACGGAACUAAAAGUAGGGUACGUUGUACAGGACAUCGUCAUUCAAUCCCAUUACAACUUGACCAUUCACACCACACGACAUCCUCGCACUUCACUGAACAAAAACAAACAAAAACAAGCACCUACACCAACAGAAACACAAACAAAAAUGUCUUUCUCGUCCCGCAGACGAAACUACUUCCUYACUCCUCAUCGGAGAGAUGGACUAAUCGAAUGGUGUGUCGUUCGUCGUCGUCUUUUUUUGCUGUGUUGUCGAAUAAUUUUUUGUGAAGGCUUGGUCGUGGAAUCAAUGAAAAGAAGAUAGRUUCGAUUCAGUAAAAUCCAGUUCUUACCCUUGCUAUGUUUUGUGUCAUAACAUAUACUUUAUCGUUGCGAUUCGGUUGGGUUGGGUUGGGUUGGGUUGGAUUGGGUUGGAUUGGAUUGGGUUGGAUUGGAUUGGAUUUUGAAUCGAAUCAUAUUGAAUUGAAUUAAAUUGAAUUGCACACCAUUCGCCGUUCCAGGAUGAAAAGCAUGCUCAUGCACUCCUUCGUUUUGGAUGCCCUGGCCACGACAGGCGCAGAUACUUUUUCGCAUUUUGAAGAAUUGAUCAAUGAGCACCGCAAAAUGUGCCUCGCGAACGGCGACAACAACUGSAAUAGCAGCAGCAGCGAUCACGAGCCGAAGCAAUCCCGAUUGAAACGAUUGGUACCCACCGUGGGGGUCUUUCACACUCCMCUUCCCCUCCGRAGAGCCUACGAGGCCUACAACGCCAAGUACAAACUGGACAGGAGGCGCCAUCUGGCCAUUAGUUUCAACGAGAUUCGGCACAUCCUGAACCUUGCGCAGGUCAUGGCCUUUUCSGAAGCGAUGGAACCAGCAGGGCACRGAUCCCUGUCGACGGCGUCGGGMAAMAACGCCGGGCGUUGUAUUUUUUCCCGAAAUCCACUGGAUUCGCCUGCAUUUACGCCACUCAACGGAAAAGAAAUGGGAGCGAUGCCCCCGUUGAGUUUGGAUGCUCCCGCAGAAACACCGACGAKGACGGUGACAGCAUCAAAACAAACCACGGACGAUUCUUCCAGCGACGRCAGCAGUGAUUCGGGACCCUUCCGYGGACCCUCCAUGAUCACCUUUGAUGGUGACCAGACCCUGUACAGCGACGGGGCUAACUUUGAAUCGAACCCGAAACUGGCCACGUAUCUGUACCUCCUACUCCGAAACGGCGUCACAGUAGCGGUGGUCACAGCCGCCGGAUACGAGUACCAGACUGCAAAAUAUGAGAUGCGGCUGAGCGGACUCYUACAGUUUUUCAGGCAAAAAAAGCCCCUCCUCACUGAAGAGCAGCUGAAUCGGUUCUAUCUGUUUGGUGGUGAGUGCAACUACUUGCUGCGAUUGGGAAGCGACUACGGCCUCCACCCCGUCAGGGAGCACGGGGCCGGUGGGUGGAUGACGGCCACCAAGUACCUCGGAUUGGAUUCCCCCGCCAACUGGCCCCAGGAGGACGUGACCCGCCUCCUCGACCUGGCCGAGGAAUCCCUAAGGGGCUCCAUGCUUGACCAGAACCUUCAGUCGCGGGGCCGGUUUCUCCGCAAAAAGMGGUCGGUCGGCAUGGUUCCGAUCGGGGGAGRCGCCGCGCCGAUUCCCCGGGAGGCCCUCGACGAGACCGUCCUGCGGGCCCAGGACCACYUGGACCGGCACAACCUAAGGGGAAAYAGCCGGGCAUCCACCAUUCCCUACUGCGCCUUCAACGGGGGUCGCGACGUCUGGGUCGACGUGGGCAACAAGCGGGUGGGCGUCCAGAUUCUCCAGUCCUAUCUGGGGGUCCCGGCCGCCGAGACGCUGCACAUUGGCGAUCAGUUCCUAAACACUGGGAACGACUACGCGGCCAGGCAGACCUGUCCGUGCAUCUGGAUCAUCAACCCCGACGAGACGACCUACGUCCUGAAAUCCAUCCUAAGGCUGGCCGGCAUCGACCUCCUCACGGUGGAACACGGCGACGCGGACAACCACGAAACAACAACGCCACCGACCGCCACCAUGCGGAGGGGUUCGAAUGUGGAUUUCGCUGAACUGGAGCGGCGGACCAACGCGGUAGCCACCAUGGACGUCUUUACGGGGGAACUCAUCACAAAGGGGGUUGGUACCGGUGCUGCCAGUAGCGAUGCAAAGCAAUGAGCCUACCAGCARUCCCAACCAAGCCGUGCGGGAGGAGUAUAUCAGUUUSUGUACGAAUGGUGUGAAGGGAAUCGAAUUGAAUUUSUGUUGAUGGUGAUGUUUCACACUAGCCAAGUGAAUUGAAACCAUUUUCGCUGCGAAACUGUGCAUCGUCGAAACUAUUUUUGACCUUGCGAAGAUCCAUUUGCARUAAUGAAGACGAAUGGAGGAUGAGAAGUAUUUUCUCACUGCACGCAGAUACGAAGCAAAGCAUAAGGAACCAAAAACCAGGCUGAGAGACUAGAAUAAAAUAUUUUUUCUAAUUUUUCUUUUCUAAGACCAAAACAUUUAUCAGGCGAACUAAAUUAUCUCUCUUACG